Molecule: messenger RNA, 390 nt
Organism: Phytophthora infestans T30-4
Lineage: Eukaryota; Oomycota; Peronosporomycetes; Peronosporales; Peronosporaceae
Exons: 4
Coding region: 1-390 (129 amino acids)
Source: RefSeq, a predicted model, not a curated record
AUGUCGGAUAACACCGCAAAUGCGACCAAGUUUGACCAGCCGCUAUCAAGUUUGCAUUGGCGCAAGUGCACCGUUGGUAUCGCCGUGAUGGAGACAGUGAUAGCCGACGUAGGCUGCCUCGAGCCGCUCGCACCUGCAGUGGUAACUCAAGGAGGCGAGGUCGUUGAGGCGACACCGACGUCGCCGCCAGUUGAGCCAGAAUUCCAGCAGCGGUUGAACCAAGAUGCGCAUCGGCGAUGGAGGGCCAACACCUCCGUCGAGUUUCUAAAUAAGGUCAGCAACAUCGACAUUCCGGACACGCGUACUGAGGACCGGACGGUGCUUUAUGUGCUGGAGAACGGCGCUUUACGGAGUUCGAGGGGCUACGUCAAGGCAUCCAAAGCGCCGUGA